AUGAUAGCCCCUAUCGCCCUCCUUCUGGCUCUCCUAAGCCUCACACCCUCCGCCAUCGCCGGAGGAGACAAGCAAAGAUGUAGCCCCCUCAACAAAGACUACGAAAACUACGCCCAAAACAUCGGUAUGCGCUACAAGGAGGAGUGCAUCCGCGUCGGGCUUCACGUCUCCAACACGGGCGCCUGCAGGGUCUCGUGCGAUCACCUCCCCACCUACUACGAAUGGGCCAACAUCCAUCAGCUCGAAAAGACAGCGCGAAAGAAGGCGAGGUUGCAGGAGAGGGAGCGGGAGAAGCAACGGAUGGCAGCCCUCGCGAAGAAGCUUGGCCUUCCUCCUCUGUAUAAUACUACUACUCCUGAUCCAUCUCAGGCUUCUGCUCUCCCCGUGGCGACGGAAACUGCCAAGAUGGAAAUCGAGCCAACUUCUCCCGAGGAGCCUGCGAAGAACCCCUCUCCUCGUGGGAUCACAGCAGCACCGGCCCCUACCGCAGCAGCUCUCAAGAUGGCAAACACGCCAAUCAGACCCUGCAGGCCCGAGGAGAGCUCGGCUCAGGACUCCUUAUGCACCCUCGCACGCAGAGUCCCCCGCUACGCCAAAAUCCAAGCCGCGCUGUCGUCUUCACUGCAGGCAGCUGCGUCUACCCUCAACGCAAAAGCGUCGAACUACCGCGUCCUGCUGAACGACGCCAAAGCAACCGCCGUAGAUAAGACUGCUACCGUCACUGCGACAGUUGAGAGGCUGGUCACCAAAUGCACUUCAUCCUCGUCGUCAGCAAAGAACUCGACUACAAAGACCGCUGAUAGCGACACCACCCGUUCAAUCUCGGACAAGAAGCAAGCAAAGGCGACGAGGACUACUUCUUCGGUCAAGCCCACCAGGACCAUAUAUGUAACCUCCAAGGGCUCAUCUACCUCCAUCAUGUGGUCGAUGCUCGUGGCGUGGAUCGGUAUUCAGGUCCUGUUCUUGACAGUCAUGUAG
Colletotrichum tamarilloi is the source of this 978-nucleotide messenger RNA. RefSeq lists its product as uncharacterized. The transcript has a single exon. The record is from RefSeq and is a predicted model, not a curated record. NCBI's taxonomy places the organism in Eukaryota, Fungi, Ascomycota, Sordariomycetes, Glomerellales, Glomerellaceae. The coding region runs from base 1 to 978 and encodes 325 amino acids.